Messenger RNA from Aspergillus pseudotamarii, 291 nucleotides. RefSeq lists its product as uncharacterized. The record is from RefSeq and is a predicted model, not a curated record. Lineage: Eukaryota; Fungi; Ascomycota; Eurotiomycetes; Eurotiales; Aspergillaceae. The transcript has a single exon. The annotation marks the transcript as partial.
UUGGAUGUUGUUUCAUUUUUUUUUUUUGAACGUAUCCGUAUAAUGGUGGUGGUAGAUGUAUCUACAGAUCAAACCCCCAAGGAUCGACCGGGGAAGUGGUGCACGGCUGUCAGCUUCAAUCCACCUUCCAGUUUCCCUUGUUCUUCUGCACCAGACAACAAAGCUACCACCAUGGUUUGUGGAUCGGAUACUCAUAAUAUCUGCUCUUCUGGUUGCUGUGGCAGGCAACAUAAGGGGAUCAAGACCAGGGAUGUAUACAUUCCCCAUACUUUUGAACUAAGGGUCUAUUAA